UGUACAAACUGAGACGUGUGGCGAGUACAACACUCUUUCUAAAAUCUGACGAAGCACCUUCCUUCCGGAGCUUCCAUUCUACGACGUCGUCACUGCCGGAAUUUCUCUUUCAAAUUCCGUCUCCGGCUGACCGCCUCUCCCCCCCCCCCCAACUCGCCUCCGGUCACACACGUAUGAGUUGCUAGGGUUCUUGCAUUUGAGCUUUCGAUGCCGGAAAAGGUGUGUGACCUUAGUGGUUACUUGGCACAGAAGAAGAUUUGCUGCAGUAGAAGUGUUGUUCUGGCAUAGCUGUUACGUUUGUGUUGUUAUGUCAGAAGCUGCAAAAGAUUUGGUUGGUUCGAGUAAACGCCAAAAAUUAGGACCAGACUACUUUGGUUACUAUACACAUGAAGUGGUAGAGUUGUUGUCACAAAAUGAAGAUGUUUCACCUUUUGCUUCCAAAUCCUCAGAUAUAUCUCGAAGCAGAUAUGUGGAGGUUAGGGGCAAGGAUAGGAUUGAGCAUAGUAAUGGUGUGUCUGGUUCGUUGUUUAGUAACAACCUAGGGAAUGAGCUCUCAGAUUUCAGAAAAGAAAGAUUGAAGUUGUUGCUCAGACAGGGUGUUAAAGUCCUUGCACCAGAAGUUGAUGAGAUGAUAGAACCUGUUGUAGCUAUGAGCCAGUUAAAAUCACAGCUAGAGAGCAGAAAGUGUUUAUCAAGAGGUGCAGCAAGUGAUGUUGAUGCAGGGAAAGCACCUUCUCCUAAGAAACUAAAGAGAUCUUCAUGCUCUUCUAGUAGCCUCUCUGCACUUUCUAGUCCCACCAAUUCCGAAUCAAACAGAGAGGUCGAUGAUGACUGGCAGUUCCUUAUAGAGAACAACAGCUUGCAGGUGGAGGAGACAGUAAAAAAAUAUUGUGAUCAAUAUUAUGCAAAACUAGGGCACAUGGAGCAGCAGCUUGAGAAAAUUCUUGAUACUGUGAUGUCCAAGUGCAGGCCUAUGACCAUACAUGAGAAGCACAAGCUUGGAAAACAGAUUCAGAAGUUACCACCAGAAAACCUUGACCGUGUUAUGGAAAUUAUCCAGAAUAGCAACGCAGCUUAUACGAAUUCCUCGGAUGAAGUUUCUGUGGAUCUUGAAAAGGAGUCUAAUGUAACCCUUUGGAGAUUGUUUCAUUACGUAGAAGCAGUUGAGAAUGCUAGAAAGCUCGCAAGUAGCUAAAUGUCAAAAGCUGUAGCAGGCCUAUAUGAAUAUAUCAGUCAUCAGGCUAUUUCCCUCGCUUCUUCCCGGGGCUGUAAGGUUUAGAUGGUUACUCUUCCCGAUUUUGAUACCUAGUGUAUUUGGGAGAAGCGGGUACUUGAGAGAAGGGUGCUGACGGUUCUACCUUUUGACUAUAGGGUUUUGGGUAAAUCUAACCAUAAUAGGUUUGAUGGUCUUGACCUUUAUGGCCCAGAAGUGCAUUAUUUUAGAGCACUCAAGUUCAGAUGAAUGCAAGAAGAGUAGAUAAUUUUUUCCUUCUUUUUAAAUGUAAUCGGCAUUGUGCUCUGCAGAGAGUAGGUUUUAAUCAUACGGAAAGCUGUACAUCUGUUACUGUAUACUGACACAAGAAAGUUAGGGAAUUGAAGUUUUGCAAUAUUCAUAGUGAAAUUCCAUCA
This is a messenger RNA of Rosa rugosa (rugosa rose), 1629 nucleotides long. RefSeq lists its product as uncharacterized. The transcript is spliced from 8 exons. NCBI's taxonomy places the organism in Eukaryota, Viridiplantae, Streptophyta, Magnoliopsida, Rosales, Rosaceae. Bases 308 to 1195 code for a protein of 295 amino acids. The record is from RefSeq and is a predicted model, not a curated record.